AUGUCGGACGGCGGCAGAGGGCCCUGCACUCAACUCACCUACGCGAAGCACACAUCUCCCGAGCUCCAGCCCGUGCAUAUGACACCAACGGGGAACACUACUCACGGGCCUCUGGAAGGCUCUGGCGAGACGGACAACCGAGGAGUUUAA
Pelobates cultripes (western spadefoot toad) is the source of this 150-nucleotide messenger RNA. NCBI's taxonomy places the organism in Eukaryota, Metazoa, Chordata, Amphibia, Anura, Pelobatidae. The record is from the annotation of a GenBank genome assembly.